UCUACUACUGGUUCAUUUCAUACAUAAUUAAAAUUAAUUAAUCCAAAUGAUGAAUUAAUCUGGUGAUUAAUUAUGAUAUUAUUUAACAGCACCGGAAUCAACGCUCUCCACUUGGCUUCACAAAUCUGAAUGAACCCCUAACCAAUCUCCUCUCUUAUUUCAUUUCAACACUCUGUAUCUGUCCCUGUCUUCAUCUUCGUUUCGUGUUUCUACACUCCAAUCGCUCUAUUUUCUUCUUUUUUUUGUUUUUCAUUUAAUUUAUUAUCGUUCUUCUUCGUUUCUCUGCUUCGCGCUUCCUUCAGAUUUGUUUUCCCCUCAGAUCCUUUUCUGGAUCACAGUGAGACGGCGUUGUUGAGUUUGAACAGAUGAAGCAAUGUUGAUGGAUUGUGGAUGUAUGGGGAAGCUGGUGAGGUGCCUUGAACUUAGAUGAAGAAGGAACGUGCAUGGCCGCAAUUCAUAAGGAAUCUUUUGAUCAUGGUUGGAUCAAGAAGCCGGCCACAGUUGAGGAGGCCUACUUGGAUUAUUGUUCUUGUUUCCAUAGUGUGUGUGUUUCUCAUUGCUGCCUACGUGUAUCCGCCGCGGAGCCCGUCUUCCUGCUCUCUCUUCUCCUCCAGGGGUUGUGGUGGCAGUAUUAUCGAUCUACCACCUGCGGCUCAGUCGCGCCAAUUGACUGAUGCGGAGGUUGAGUCUCGGGUUGUUAUUAACGAGAUUCUCAACUAUUAUCCUGUGAUAACCAAGAAACCUAAAGUAGCUUUUUUGUUUUUGACUCCGAGUUCGUUGCCGUUCGAGAGGCUCUGGCACAUGUUCUUUAAGGGCCAUGAGGGCAAAUUCUCUGUUUAUGUACAUGCAUCAAAGGACAAGCCAACACAUGUCAGCCCCUAUUUUAUUGGUCGAGACAUUCACAGUGCGCCGGUAGGCUGGGGAAAAAUUUCUAUGGUUGAGGCUGAAAGAAGACUUUUGGCAAAUGCACUGUUAGACCCUGAUAAUCAACAUUUUGUGUUGUUGUCUGAAAGUUGUAUACCUGUACGUCGCUUUGAUUUUGUGUACAACUACUUAUUAUUAACAAAUGUCAGCUUUAUUGACAGCUAUGUGGAUCCUGGUCCUCAUGGAAAUGGCAGGUAUAUAGAAUAUAUGUUGCCCGAAGUGGAAAAGAAAGAUUUUCGAAAGGGUUCCCAGUGGUUCUCAAUGAAACGGCAGCAUGCUAUAAUAAUUAUGGCAGACAGUCUCUAUUUUACAAAAUUCAAGCACCAUUGCAGGCCGAAUAUGGAGGGAAACCGCAAUUGCUACGCUGAUGAGCAUUACCUGCCAACCUUCUUUACUAUGCUUGAUCCAGGUGGAAUCGCAAAUUGGUCAGUAACAUACGUUGAUUGGUCUGAAGGAAAAUGGCAUCCGAGGUCAUUCAGAGCUCGGGAUGUUACUUAUCAAGUCAUGAAAAACAUAGCAUACAUUGAUGAAAGUCCACAUUUUACAAGUGAUGCAAAGAGAACAGUGGUGAUUACACCUUGCGUAUUGAACGGCUCAAAACGAUCAUGUUAUCUAUUUGCCCGGAAGUUUUUCCCAGAAACUCAGGAAAGAUUGAUCCAGCUCUACUCUAAUUCUACAAUAUUCUAAAGUAUUUAUAUUUAUCAUCAUUCUUUGGUGAAUCAACACCAUGUGAUCCCAGCCUCACCGUCUUGCACAUAUCGAAUUAUUUUUGAGAAAUUCCCCAAGACAACUGGAAAUAUUUCUUAGGAAGACAAAGAAGCUGAUUUGGUUAAAAUUUGGUUUUCUCUGGGGCUGGACGGAACUGCGGAGCUUUUCUGGUUGGAUAAUUUGCUGUUCCUAUUGUACUUUUUUUAAAGUAUUGAAAACAUCAUAGAUUUCUCUUACGGAUAAAUUUUGGUAUCCUUGAUAGAGACUAGAGAGGGAGGGCUAAGGUUUGGGUUUUGAUUUGGACUUUGGAAGCUAACUGUCACCUAUGUCUGUUAUUGCAUCUACACAUUUUCUGCAGUCAUGCAUUAAAUGUUACCUCAUGAAUGGUUUAGCAGUUAUGCGCAGAAUUUUGGAAGAAUUCUCUGUUUUGUUUUA
Messenger RNA from Vigna unguiculata (cowpea), 2067 nucleotides. RefSeq names its product glycosyltransferase BC10-like. The record is from RefSeq and is a predicted model, not a curated record. NCBI's taxonomy places the organism in Eukaryota, Viridiplantae, Streptophyta, Magnoliopsida, Fabales, Fabaceae. Gene Ontology annotation, cellular component: membrane. Gene Ontology annotation, molecular function: glycosyltransferase activity.